AUGGUGCUUCUCCACAAAGAUUUUGGCACCUGCAAUAUCCUCGUCGACGAGGUGACCUGCCACCUGACCGGAGUGAUUGACUGGGCUGAGGCGGACAUUUGUCCCUUUGGCCUGAACCUCUACUCCCUGCAGAGCCUAACCGGGAAACUCCACCUUCGGGACGGCUGGGUGCGAUAUGACGAUUAUGACAGCCUGGACCAUGUCCUUUGGACAACAUUUAUUGGCCAAGUCGGCGGUUUGACGAGCAAGUGCAUCGAAGCCAUCCGACUGGCAAGCGUUACUGGCUUGUUGCUGUCGAGAGGCUUUACUAGCCGCCUGGCAAAUGAACCUCAGCCCGGGCCCAUUGGAGACGAUGAACACGGACGCUACAACAUGUUAUCGCUGGAUGGAUUCCUGCUAAGCCCUACAACAAAGUUUGAAGGUAUCAAUUGA
Messenger RNA from Metarhizium album ARSEF 1941, 432 nucleotides. RefSeq lists its product as uncharacterized. NCBI's taxonomy places the organism in Eukaryota, Fungi, Ascomycota, Sordariomycetes, Hypocreales, Clavicipitaceae. The coding region runs from base 1 to 432 and encodes 143 amino acids. The transcript has a single exon. The record is from RefSeq and is a predicted model, not a curated record.